AGUUUACCUUGGCUCUUCUGAGGGUCAGGCGGCAGUCAACCCAGGCUGGUAAUAGCAGUGUCUCUGAGCCCUCUCCCUGAGGACUGCCACACAGCUAACCCUCCGAAGGCCUGCUGCUCCUCCUCACUCGCUUCUUGCCUGGCUGCUCAGAGAAACCAGCUGGCAUACAGAAUGGCUUUCUUUUUGGUGUGGGUUAGCCUACUUGUACUUCUUCAUGGUGCAGCAUCAUCUGACGAGGUGCGGGCCCACCCGUUCACUGACGUGAGCCUCGAGUGCGAGUUCUCCUUCAUAGACAGCACAGAGAACCUUGAGUUUGACUGGGAAAGAGAAGACAUAAUAGAAGAGUAUGACGCGGAGGAUCGUGAGUUUUACCGAUUUUUCAGGUACUACGACUUCUUUCAAGUUUUCACAAAGGUGGUUUACCAGUUUUAUGACAACGAAGAGCAGCUCGAAGACCAGAAUGCCUUGUAUGAAGGGCGAGUCUCUGUGGAUCAGAAUGAGAUUUCUGAGGGCAUCCUGACCCUUCACCUGCAAAACGUGGACUUCUCGGACGAAGCCUUGUACAAGUGCAGAGCUGUCAACCCCAAUGGGAGAGGAGAAAGCACGAUCAAGCUGAUAGUGGAAGAUUCUGAAAUGCCCCAGGUGAAGUUUGACAAGAUGGAUGAUGAAGAUGUGGUUACGUGCACAUCCAAAGGCUGGUACCUCACACCCAAUGUGACCUGGUUGGACCGGGGGGAGAGGGACCUGAGCAACCACAGCUCCGUGGAGAUCCUGGAGGAGCAGAUGAAUGGCUUGUACAGGGUGUACUCUGUCCUCAGGUACCCAGUCAAGUUAAAUGAAAAGUAUGUCUGCCACAUCACGGAGAUGAACGAAAACAACCGGCCAAUCAGAUCCAUCCGGCGGUAUCCGAAGAAAAAGUUCAAUGAGAAUAACUACUAUUAAAAGAUUUGAAUGAAGGCUGGAAAGACAGCUCAGAGUUUAAGAGCACUGACUGCUCUUCUAGAGGUCCUGAGUUUAAUUCCCAGCAACCACAUGGUGACUCACAACCAUCUUAUGUACUCUUCCUGUAUGUCUGAAGACAGCUACAUUGUGCUCAUAUACCUAAAAGAAAUAAAUAAUUAUU
Molecule: messenger RNA, 1123 nt
Organism: Mus pahari (shrew mouse)
Lineage: Eukaryota; Metazoa; Chordata; Mammalia; Rodentia; Muridae
Product: V-set domain-containing T-cell activation inhibitor 1-like
Exons: 6
Coding region: 172-942 (256 amino acids)
Source: RefSeq, a predicted model, not a curated record